GUCAGUAAAUAUGCUGGCUACCCCUUGUUCUUCCUAACAUUUUCUUUUUAAACUCAUUUUUUAAAAAAAAAAACCAGUCAGGGUUGGCUAUUUGGAUAAAUAAUUGCAUUUUGGGGAAAUGGGGGGUUGAGAGUGGAUCCCAUUUAUCCUGCCUUUUGGCAGCCCGGGGCCGGAAGCCUUUAUGUUUCCAGAGAAGGAUUCCGGUGUUCAAGAAAGGAUGAAAGUCAAAAUUUCCAAAUUGCACCCCUGUUUCUCCCGGCACCCCCCUUUAGAGACGGCAAAACUCAACUUUCUUAGCGAGCCCGGAAGUACGCUCUUCUUACAGGAGUUAGGCGAUUCUGCUAUUUUUUCUCUCUAGAGGAGAAUCAGGGAACUUACUUCACGCCCCGCCCCCGGUGGCGUGUUUUCAUCUCCAGGUCUCCGCCCUCUUUUGAACGUCACCCGCGAGGCUUGCCCAACGACCAAUCAAAAGAGGGGAAAGGGGAGGCACGGCCAAUGAGCGAGCCCGUCGGCCAGCGAAGCGGGCCUGGAGAGCAAAAGAAGCUGGGCGCGGAGCCGGGGAGUCGCGUGAUCGGGCUGACCGGGCGAGGUCGCCCGGGUGGCGGCGUCGGCAUCGGCGGUCAGGGCGAUCCCCUCGGAAGACGACGACAGCCCGCGCCGCCUCUCUCAUCAUGUCCCGGUGGUUCUUCCCGUGGUCGAGCUCGAUCAAGAAGCGAGCCUGCCGCUACUUGCUGCAGCAUUACCUGGGCCACUUCCUGGAGGAGCGGCUCGGCCUGGAGCAGCUCAGCCUCGACCUGUACGCGGGCGCCGGACGCCUGACCCGUCUCCACCUCGACGUCUGGUCCGUGAAUGAGUUCCUGCAGUCCGUGGGCGCCCCGUUGGAGGUCCUGGAUGGCUUCAUCGACAGCAUUGCCGUCACCAUCCCCUGGUCUGCCUUGGUCACCGAGAACUGCACUGUGGAAGUCAGCGGGCUGCAGAUCACCUGUCGGCCCAAAUAUCGCCAAGGUCCUGCAGGCCCAGAGGGCCAAAGCUGGGCUUCCAGCAUGACCACCAGCAUGCAGUUGGCUCAGGAGUGCUUGAAGGAGCAGACGGAGGAGCCUUCGGACCCCACCCAGCCCCUGGAGGGCUUGGAGAUGUUUGCCCAAACCAUUGAAACAGUUCUGAGAAGGAUCGAAGUGACCUUUGUGGACACGGUGAUACGUGUGGAGCACACGCCCAGAAGCGGAGAGGCACCCAGUGUGGCCCUGGAAAUUCACAUCAAAAGGUUGGAGUACUGCGAUGAGGUAGUGCGGGACCCCGGGCAGGCGCUCACUGUGGACAUCCAUCAGCUUCCACCCUUUGUGCAAAAGAUUCUUCAGCUGAGCAACGUCUUGCUUUACUAUGAGGAAUUUGGUGAGGGCAGUGCCCGGGGCCCGAAGGAGACUGAGCCAUGCGAUUCCGGUGGGGAAGAAGCCAGACCCAGCCCCCUGACUCAGAUCGGAAGCUGCUCUGGACACACCGAGAUGAGGAUUAAGCUCAAGCAGAACGAGGCCUUCCCUGGAGCCAAGCUGGAGUUAGAUGGGAAGAUUGGAUCUCUGCACCUGCUGCUGGCUCCUCAACAGAUCGUGCACCUGGCGGACCUUCUCUCAUCCCUGAACCUGUCUGAAUCCGGCAUUCUGCAGGAACAGAUGAGCAAAAACCGCCCUCUGGAUGCGGAAGAUCUGAAGCUGAUUGAGCAAGACCUCAGCCAGCAGCUGCAUUCAGGGUUGGCAUCGGCGCCUGCACAUCUGGAGGGAAUGGCUGCUGGAGUGGAGAACGGAGAGAUGUUCUUCUCCAUGGCACCCAUGACGAGCAGUGUAACGUCUCUGCGCUCAGUCAGCGACCUCUCGGAUCUGGAUUCGUCGGUCCACAGUGACAUUAGCACCACUCCCUUGCAGCCCCCAACUUUUGUCCCAGGGCUGAUGCUAGGAAGCCCCCGGCGUUAUAGACGACUGCCUUUUGCCUCAACCUUGCCAGGUCUCAAUACGGUACCAGGCAAGGCAGGCCCCCUGCCGCCCCUCUCCUUGGACAGCCAGCGUCCCGAGAUGCUGCUGCGGGUGACCGUCGGGGGGCUGACCUUGACCCUGCUCCAUCAGCCACCUGGACUUUUCCCAUCGGAUGUCCUCUCGCUCGGAUUAGCUCAGCGUUUCUUCUCCCAGCUGGGGGGUCUGAAGGACACCGCCUUCGGGGGCCGGGAUUUCCAUCCCCUGCGCCACUGCUUUGAGGAGGCCAUGCCACGCAGCCAUGUCAGGCUGACCGGGGCUGCGGUUCAACUCACCUGCGAACGCAGGGCUUCUAAGCAGCUGUGUAGGCUCAACUGGGAUGCCUCCUUCGGUCUUCUGGAGAUUUUGGAGUGCCUGUGGCCCGCCAGCAGAGGGACAGGAAAACCCGAAUAUACUCAGCUGCUGGUCUUUCCCAGCCUGGGCCCCGUUCCUUACAGCCAGGCGCCUCAGCCCUGCGCACGGAUCCGGUCCAAGCACUUGGAGAAGCUGCCGUCCUCCAAGAGGGGCCUAACCAGAGGAGCCUCGUCCAAGCUCACGGUGGAACUGAUGGUGGAGCUGGCUAAUUUCCUCUGUGAAGUGGACCUGGGUACGCUGGACCGCCUCUGCUCCCUGUUGCACCCCGCCAUGGUGCCACCCCGGCCAGGUGGCUACCCUCCCGAGGAACCCGUGCCAGGUUUCCCCCCGGCUGCCCAAUGGCAGGCCAACGUCCAGCUGGUGGCCCCCAAAGGUUCCCUCCUUCUCCCGUUCCCUGUCCCGGACCUCCGGGUCUGGGCGGAGAGGCGCGCCUGGGCCGAGAAGGCGGUGCGCAGGGAGCGCUUGCGGCUGGACCUGGCCGGUGUUGAGCUGCACACGGAUCUGGAACCGACGGGUCCCGUUCAGUUAGAGGUCACGCUGACCGACUUGCACGGCAUUUAUGAAGAUGGUGGGACGCUGUCAGUGCCUUGUUUUCGGGUGGGCAAAGCCCCUGACUUACUGGCCAGAGGCAUAGGGAAGAAGUAUCUCCUCCCUAAGCUCAUCUUGACCUUCUGCCCAACGCCUACGGAUGCCCCUUGGGAUUUGGCACUGGCAGCCACCGAAGAGGUGGAGCUGUCAACAGUUGAAAGCCCCUGUGAGCUGAAGCAGCCUGAGCCUUCACCCUUCUCCUCCAAGAGGACGAUGUAUGAGACGGAGGAGAUGGUCAUCCCCGGAGACCGCGAGGAGAUGGCCGAGUUCCAGAGCCAGACGCUGGCCGCCUCCCACUACACUCUAGAGCUGACCUUCCCUACUGUUCACAUCUACUUGCCGAGCAAGAAGUUCUACGAAAGCAUAUACAACAGGAUCAAUAAUGACCUCCUGAUGUGGGAGCCCUUCAGCCCGCCCCCGAGCCCCACGGAUCCUCCAGGAGGGGCUGGAUCAGCCUCCCCCUUUGCCUCUGAUGGGCUCCCACCCGCCCACUGGGAGAACUUCCAGAUGUGCAAGUCAGCCUUUAAGCUGGAUUCGGACUCCGAGGACGACGAUUCCCACUUCUACUCGGCGGACCAGAUGGGUGCGCAGCAGAAAAGAGGGGAGCAGAGGAACCCCUUCCCGCUCAGCUGCAUCUCGGUCGUGCUCCGGGUGGGCCAGGGACGCAUUACGGCGCUCUGCAAUGCCAAAGACGAAGGAGGCAACAAGCUGGAAGCCGCUCACGGGGAACUCGUCCUGGAUGUGGAGAAUGGAAGCCUCUUCAGUGUUUCUCACUACAAAGGCUGUGAGGACAUUGGCUACUUCUGCAUCGAAGCCGAGAAGGUGGCACUUUAUCACAAAGCUGUUGUGGAGGACUACCUUACAGCUGAGCACCUGGAGAUUCCCAAUUUCCUGCCCCCCGAAGGGCUACACCCCACCAUCUACGCCUCCCAAGAGGGCUCCAUCAACUGGCCUCUGGGGGCCAAGAAGGAUGUUGUCAAGAUGUUGUCUGUGGCCAUCAAGAUCAACCUGGAUUUGGAGAAGAACAUAAAGGAGUUCCUGGUGACGCUGCGCCUUGAGGGCGCCACCAUACGGCACCGCAUGGCGCUGGCCCACCAGAGCUGGUACUCGCAGUUGAUCGACUUCCUGGAUGUCCUGGACGACCCCAUCCUGGGCUUCGUGCCCCCCGCCAUCAUCACCGUUUUGCACACCCACCUCUUCAACUGUGCCAUGGAUUACAGGCCUCUCUAUUUACCCCUCCGGGUUCUCAUCAUGGCAGAGACCUUCACCCUUUCCAGCAACAUCAUUGUGGACACCUCGGUCUUCCUCCUCCGGUUCAUUUUGGAUAACUCCACUCUGUUCCUCUCCAACAAAUGUGAAGCAGAGACUGGUGACCUGAAUAAAGAUUAUGUUUGCGUGGUGGAAAUGGAUCUCCUGGAACUGGUCAUCACCACGUGGAAAGGAGACAUAACUGGCAAACUGACCCGGCCCCUCUUUGAGUUACGCUGCUCCAACAACGUGGUCCACAUCCACACGUGCGCUGACUCUUGUGCAGCCCUUGCCAACCUCAUCCAGUACGUGGUCAACAACGGGGACCUGCACCCGCCACCUCAGCACGACAGCCCCACUGAGAGUGCGGGGCAGAAGGUGCAGUUGCCCGAGAGCCCAGCUUCUCUGCCCACCUGUCCCCCGGCUGAGACGGCGGCCAUCAACCAGCGGGACCUCACAGACGCCCUAAUGGAUACCGAACGUGGAUACCUAGAGAUGACCGGGGACUCCGGGAUGAGGCGGCAGCCUUCACCAGUCUCGGUGUAUCUCUUCCCCGGUGAGAAAGGAGUGGCAGGCCAGGGCAAAGCCCCCCUGCCCCCAGUGAUCCCGGUGGGUGAGGGGCUUGACUUCACCCCUUCGGAGGACAGUGAAGGCGAGAGCGAAGCCACGGAUGGUUUCUGCAUUUUGGAUGCGCCAGGAACGGGCAUUCCGCCGCGGGAUGGGGAACCGGUGGUGACAAAGCUCUUGGACGGCCCGGUUCACAUCCAGGAGGGCCACUUCUCUCGGCCCCUGGGCAGCACGGAUUUAUUGAAGGCCCCCUCGCACUUCCCGAUGCCGGAGAGCCGAGUCGUGAUGCGGGAAAUUUCAGUGGUCUGGCAUCUCUAUGGGGGCAGAGAUUUUGGGCCAGGGCGCUCGGCCUCUGGCCACAUGCAUUCACCCAGGACGAAAUCAACCCUUCCCGGCACCCGUUCCUCCCCCUCUCGGUCUUCCGUGCCCGGCCGACCGCAGAGCUCCGGGCGGGCGCAAGGAGGCCCUGGCCGUAUCCAUGACCUGCUGAUGGAGAUCCAGCUUACAAAGGUGAGCUUCCAGCACGAAUCCUACUCGGGGGAUUCAUCCGAGAAGCUGUCCGCGGAAUCGGAGGAGCAGCCAUUAGCCAGGCAGGUGUUCAUUGUCCAGGAGCUGGAGAUCCGAGACCGACUGGCCUCCUCGCAGAUCAACAAGUUCCUCUACCUGUACAGCAGCGAACUCCUGCCCCGACGUGCCCAUUCUAACAUGCUUACCAUCAAAGCGCUUCACGUCUGCCCUGAAGCUGGUGGGGGGGGUCCCGAGUGCUGCUUGAGGGUCUCCCUGAUGCCUCUCCGACUCAACAUAGACCAGGACGCCUUGUUUUUCCUCAAAGACUUUUUCACCAGCGUAGUGGCCAGCAUCAAUCCUGUCGUGCCCAUUGAGGCUGGAUCUGAAGGUCCUGCUGAAUCCCCCGGGAAGGACUCAGCCGAGAGGAUGAUGGCGACUUCGGUGGAGACCACGACCAGCGAAAACAGCUCCAGUGCCUCCUCUUCUUCCGAGCAGCCCAUUUAUUUCCGAGAGUUCCGGUUCACCUCCGGUCCCAUUUGGCUGGAUUACCACGAACACGUCACCGUGGACCAGGUGGGCACCUUUGCCGGCAUCCUGAUCGGAUUGGCUCAACUCAACUGCUCCGAGCUGAAACUGAAGAGACUCUGCUGUCGCCACGGGCUGCUGGGGGUGGAGAAGGUGGUCCACUACGCCCUGACCGAGUGGCUGACCGACAUUCGCAAAAACCAGCUGCCGGGCAUCCUGGGCGGGGUGGGACCCAUGCACUCCUUCGUGCAGUUGUUCCACGGCCUGCGGGACCUCUUCUGGCUGCCCAUCGAGCAGUACCGCAAGGACGGGCGCAUCAUCCGUGGUCUGCAACGUGGCGCCGCCUCCUUUGGCACCUCCACCGCCUCGGCGGCCCUGGAACUCAGCAACCGCCUAGUGCAGGCUAUUCAGGCCACCGCCGAGACCGUCUACGACAUCCUGUCCCCCACGGCUCCCCCGUCACGCGCUCUACCAGAUAGGAAGUACGCCCGCAAACUACGACGGAGCCAUCAGCCGGCAGAUCUACGUGAAGGGGUGGCCAAGGCCUACGACACCGUGCGCGAGGGCGUCAUAGACACGGCCCAGGCCAUCUGCGAUGUGGCUGCCCGUGGGCACGAGCAGAAGGGCAUCACGGGGGCCGUGGGCGGCGUCCUGCGGCAGAUCCCUCCCACCGUGGUCAAGCCGCUGAUCGUGGCGUCCGAGGCCACCUCCAACCUCCUGGGCGGGAUGCGCAACCAGAUCAAACCCGAUGCGCUGAAAGAAGAAUCCCUCAAGUGGCGCUUGGAAGAGAGCCAGGAUUAGCGGGGUGCUGCUUUGCUCGCCCCGGAUCCAAACCGCGUAGCCAGGCCCGCUUCAUUUGCACAGCCACAGAGGAGAUGGCCACAACUGUGAGAAAAGGGGGCUUCAGUAGGGCCUAAAGAUUGGGGACAUGAGCCCACCUACCCACCCACCGGAUCCCGCCGUCCGUGAGGGGUCUGCAGCCAACUCCUCCCGCCUCGCCCUUGUUUCUGUACUUUUGGGGGUCUUCCGCUGUCCCCCGUUUGUUGCAUGGUCUGCAGCUGCGUUCUCUCUCCCCAAAAACACUGGGGGGAGAGGAGCAGGAGGGCAGAGAAAAAUAACUGAGAUUAAAGAAUGUGACUUGUUUUCACCUCUCGCUUGCUUGGAUGGGCCGGCCAGGAUGCCAGAUCCUGGUUUAAGGGUUCUCUGGAUUAGGGCCAGCCCAGCGUUUGCACUCACCCCUGAUCUUUUGGGAUCUGUGUGAAAGGAAGAGGAACAGCUGGGUAGGUCAGGCCAGCACCCUGCGCGCCAUUGCUCUUGGGUAACAAGUGUUGUGGCCGUUCUUUUCGCAAAGGACUUGAGUUCGAAAGAGUUGAGCCGACAAUCCUGCAGUUGCCUAAAUACCAUCUGACUUUUGGGACCUUCCAGGUAUUCGCACCCGCUUAGCAUAUCCUGAGAUCCAGCUCACAAAAUCAAGGCAAAAGAUGGUUUAUUGUUGGAGGGCAAAUGUGUGACGUAUCCAAUUAAGGUUGUUUUUUUUAAAACUGAGUUUCUUUAACCCUAGCUUUGCUUAAAAUCCAAUCCAUGGUGAGUUAAUUUUGACAUGGUUAGCUUAGCCAAAUUUCCUGGAUUUUGAGGAUCUUUCGAUUUGUAUGGUGCUGACCUGAAGUGGACACUUUAUUCCACGUCUCACUAGUGCGGUGUAAAGCAGUACAGGUAGUCCUCGACUUACAACACAGUUCAUUUACUGACCGUUCAAAGUUAUGACAGCACUGGAAAAUGUGACUUAACAAUCGUUUCCCACACUCACAA
Messenger RNA from Crotalus tigris (Tiger rattlesnake), 7619 nucleotides. RefSeq names its product autophagy related 2A (gene ATG2A). Gene Ontology annotation, biological process: autophagy of mitochondrion; piecemeal microautophagy of the nucleus; autophagosome assembly. Gene Ontology annotation, molecular function: phosphatidylinositol-3-phosphate binding. Gene Ontology annotation, cellular component: phagophore assembly site; extrinsic component of membrane. The record is from RefSeq and is a predicted model, not a curated record. Lineage: Eukaryota; Metazoa; Chordata; Lepidosauria; Squamata; Viperidae.